AUGAAUAGCGAAGAAAUUAACGAAACUCAAGUGGCCGUUGACCCUCAAUGCGAAAAAUAUCGGCAAACCAUUGAGGCUUUCGAAAAAACUAUCCAAGAAAAAGAAGGAGAACAUUCCAAAGCUGUUUAUGAAAAAGAGUUGGAAAUUAAGAAUAUUAAAGAACAUGUGGCCGGUAAAGAUAAAGUUAUUUUGGAAUUGCGUGGAGAAAGGGAUGUUUUAGAAAAAAGAGUGAAGGAAGCUGAAAAUACUAUCUUGGCUCAACAAUAUUACAAAGAUCAAGUCGAAGAAAGAAAAAUUAUAAAAGAAAUCAUUUCCCGAUUUACUGAAAAUCUUAACCAGAAGGAGAGAAUUGCCGAAUUAACCAUCAUUGGUCGAGAAGAAGAAAUUAAACAAGUGACUUAUGUUUUGUCCCGCAUGAUUAAGAAUAACCCUUUAUUAAUCGGGCCUCCGGGCGUGGGAAAAACGGCUAUUGCGGAGGGAUUGGUACAAAGAAUUAAACGCGGUCAAGUCCCCGAUUAUUUAAAGAACAAGGUCAUUUAUCAGUUAAAUAUGAUGGCUUUAAUGGCUGGCACCAAAUUCCAAGGAGAAUUAGAAGAAAGACUAAAAACCAUUUUCCGUUUCAUGGGUCAACCGGAAAAUAACGCUAUCCUUUUCAUUGAUGAAAUCCAUUUAAUUGUGGGAGCCGGCCGCAGCCAAGGAACCCUGGAUAUUUCUAACCUUCUCAAACCUCUGCUUUCAAGAGGAGAAAUCCAGUGCCUUGGAGCCACCACCCAAGAAGAAUACCGAAAAUAUAUUGAAAAAGACGGAGCCCUAACUCGCCGUUUUAGCAAUAUUUACGUGCGUGAGCCCAGUGAGAAAGAAAGCAUUGCAAUUUUACGAGGUAACAAAAAUAACCUAGAAAUCUACUACGAAUUAAAAAUUCAGGACGAGGCUCUGGUUGCCGCUGUCAAAAUGUCCCAACGUUAUUUAACCUCUACUUAUCUUCCUGACAAAGCCGUUGAUUUAAUUGACGAAACUUGCGGUCGUAUCC
Messenger RNA from Racocetra fulgida, 1030 nucleotides. The record is from the annotation of a GenBank genome assembly. Lineage: Eukaryota; Fungi; Glomeromycota; Glomeromycetes; Diversisporales; Gigasporaceae.